This is a messenger RNA of Exophiala viscosa, 814 nucleotides long. Its product is annotated as mediator complex protein-domain-containing protein. Gene Ontology annotation, biological process: regulation of transcription by RNA polymerase II. The record is from RefSeq and is a predicted model, not a curated record. Gene Ontology annotation, cellular component: mediator complex. Gene Ontology annotation, molecular function: transcription coregulator activity. The transcript has a single exon. The coding region runs from base 85 to 663 and encodes 192 amino acids. NCBI's taxonomy places the organism in Eukaryota, Fungi, Ascomycota, Eurotiomycetes, Chaetothyriales, Herpotrichiellaceae.
GAUGGAAGUGCACCUGUCGCAAGAGGAUUCUGUGAUUCUACUGCAAUGAAUGGGUGGUUGGAAUGACUGCGCCUCGCCCCAGAUAUGAGUAUGGACGUCGACUUGUCUGAGACGCCUCCUGCGACGCGAUCAUCCAACUUGACGGCGUCCGAUCGCAUUGCGGAGCUGAAUGAGAUCGAUCAUUCUAUCGCUACUUUACUCUCUGCCGCUUCUGAUGCCAUCGGUAUCCUGUCAAACCAAUCUGUCUCACAAACGCAAGGGCAAUCCCUUAAAAGCCCCCCGGCGGCUCGUGAUGCAUUUGCUAAGGCCACCGAGACCUAUUUCUCCACAUUAUCUUCGAUCGAAGUUCGAUUGCGCCGACAAGUCUACGCCUUAGAAGAGGCCAAUCUUAUCAAACCUGGAGAUGAGCGCGACACUAGAAGAGGACGAGCUUUGGGCGGCGACAGCGGCAUCUCAAGAGUUGGUGGUGGUCCUCUGGACCCUAGCUGGCUGAAUGCUCGAGCAAGUGAUAAGGUAGGGGCUGGUAUGAAGCGUGAGCUUUUGGCGCGAGCGCGAGCAUUCGUUGAACGUGAAGAACAUGGCGCGCCGCCCGGACAUCUGGAGACUCGAGGGGUUGAACCGGACAAGGGAUAUACAAACGAUGAUGACGAAGAUAUGGGUUGAAGCAUGUCAUUCUACGACUGAUGGCUAUCACGCUGUGAUCGAACGUGGUACACAACAACCGCUCAUGGCUAGAAAAGCGAUGCUCGACGGUGUCACGAGCUCCAGGAGGAGGCAGCCCAUCACUGCGAAGGGAAGAUGAUGUCUAACGACA